AAGCUGGCCCCGAUCUACCUGGGGUCGGAGUACAAGGAGGAGUACCUGUCACACAAUGUGAACUUGACUUUUACGCCGAAUUCCGACAAGAUUAGCAACGACGAGAAGUACAGGCUGUACGAAGACGCGCGGGUUUGUUUGACCCACAACGUGCUGCAGAUUCACUUCCGAAACGGUGCGAACAGCUUUGUGCCAAAAUGGGUGCGGAGGCAGCUGUAUGACUUGCAAAAGUAUCGCACUCGUAUAAAUGCAUUACAAAUUUCCGCAGCAGUAGAAAUAGAAUUUGUAAUCAUGCUAAUUUGCCUUAAGAAAGGACAGGAUCUGUAAUGCAUAACUACAAUACGAGUACGAUACUUUUGCACAGGAUAAGCUGGAACUGAAAAAUCCGCAAGUCAUGAACCCGCUGUUCCGGGACUUUUUCGUGAGAAGAAGAGCCGGGGAUAAGGCACGAGCUGGGAUAAACGCGGAAAACGUUCUCGAAAGCAGUGGAUUUUUAGGCUCAUCCUCUGACAUUACGACUAUGUCAGAGUCGUCCACUUCAGAGCAGCAGCAGCUCCGGUUUUCCCGCGCAAAUAAAAAACAAAAACUCUCGUCCUUGGAAGCCUUUGCUGCUCAGCAGCUGGAGCAUCAUUCGGUGUACAACGUGAGUAUCCGGAAAAGUAUUGAAAAAUACGAAAGGAUACAAACGUUCGAGGAGUUCCACGAGAAAUACAGGCUCCGCGACCUCCAACACGAGAAAAUCCGGCCGCUGGGCUACCCGAGCGGCUUUCCGGUGGUAACGUUCCCGCAGCUGAAAGCCCGGGGCAUCGAGGCGGCCUUUGGCAAGUGCUUAAAUCUGGUGUUAGCGGAUCACUGGGGGCUGUUGGAGGACUUCUUCGUCCCCGGGAAGCACUUUCUGUACGUCAAAGACAUCGACGAAGCCCUGGAAAUCGUGCGACGGGUAAAGGAGUUGUAUAAUGCGGAUUCUGCAGAUGAAGGAGCAUAUGCAGCAAGCACAGAGGAGGAACGAAGACGGGACGCAGCAGAGCGAAAAUUUAUCGAAGACAUGACCGACGCUGCGUAUGAGCAUGCGAGGACCGCCUAUACUUUUUCUGUCUUGAACAGGAAGAUUGACGACAUUAUCUUGAACGAGUGAAAGCAUUUAAUAUGAACAUGCAGGUGGAGGACUUAGAUAGAAGCUGGCGACAUCAUCGAGUCUUGUGAU
Molecule: messenger RNA, 1204 nt
Organism: Amoebophrya sp. A120
Lineage: Eukaryota; Dinophyceae; Syndiniales; Amoebophryaceae
Source: the annotation of a GenBank genome assembly